GUGAAACUUGCGCGGAGCCGAGGCUGUUCCUGCUUCUUGCUGACAGUGAGAGAAACUCGGAGCCGACCGAGAGAGAGAGAGAGAGAAAGAGAGGGGCCAUGGGCUGGGCCGAGAACUCGUUGCCGUUCCUGGUACAGGUCGUGGUCGCGCUGGUGACUCUGGCACCGCUUUCAGAGCAAGGUGACCUAAUUGUGUCAAUGAAUUCAAGAACUGUGAAAGCUAAAGUAAAUGAUGAUGUUCAUCUUGAAUGCCGAGUGUCUGGUCAUAUGAGAGAAAUUGACCUUAAAAAUGUGGGGGUCCAGUGGUUCUUCCAAAAAUUAGGUGCUCCAGAUACACUCAGACGAGAGGUGUAUCAAUUCACUAGUGGAAAACAUACACCGUACAGAAAAGGAGCAACAAUUCUUGAUGACGACUUAAAGAUGGGAAUCGCUUCUCUUUUUCUUCCAAAUGUGCAAUUUGCUGAAGAAGGAGAUUACACUUGUGUUGUUUUUAUAACCCCAGAUAAUGGAAGUGGAAAAUCAUCAAUGACUGUUUCAGCCUCACCAAAGGUGAGCUUAUCCUCGGCCACAAUCACAAUUGAGAAUGGCACGGAGAAGUCAGUGAAGUGUGACAGUGUUGGCUUUUAUCCUAUCUCAAUUGAGAUGAAUUGGAGACAGAAAACAAAAGAUGGGGAACAAAUAAUUUCAAAACACAUCUGCACAGGAUCUCCAGUUAAAAAUGAUGAUGGAACCUACAGUGUUUCUAGCCGUUUGAGGUUGCGCCCAACUCUCCAAGAUGAUGGCAAUACUUAUAUAUGCUAUGUGAAACACCGAUCACUUAGUGAAGCUUUACAAUUGACAGCCCAACUGACUGUCAAAGAGCCAGAAGUUGUUAUACCAGUGGGGAUAAUAACUGCAAGUGUAAUUGUUAGCAUAUGGGUGUGUACAGCGAUCAUUGGCAUUGGAUUUUUAAUGUACUUGAAGUAUUUCAGAAAAGUUCCUCCAAAAGUUUCUGACAUCAGCAAACCUCCACGGAUUAUACAUUUUCAAGAAGCUCUUCUGAAUUGUCAGAUUUCUGGGUAUAGGCCCGAGAAUAUUUCUGUUCACUGGUUGCUACAAAGAAAAUGGGACAAGAAACCAAAUACCAUUCAUCAGUGGAACUAUACACCGAGGGACUUGCAGGAUCCUGUAGCAGAUGACCAUCAGCAGCUUAUUUCAAAUUGUGGAUCUCAAUUUGGUGAACAAGAUGAAUCCUUCAAAUUUGAGAUGCCAACUGUUGAACACAACAAUGAUGGUAGCUCCAGUGUGAAUUGUAAAGUUAUGUUCUGGCCUGAUAUUCAUAGAGAUAAUGAAGCUAUCCUCCAGGUUCAAGUCCAACAUAGUACUCUUGAAAAGCCUGUAAUUAAGAAAGUCAAGCUGAAAGUUGAAGGAAUUGAACCAAGGAUGACUGAUAUAGUGAUACCGCCUUGUAUUAUUCAUGAAGAAGUGCUGGCUGUGACCUGCCCAAUUAAUGGAUUUAAACCCAGACCCCUGGCUAUCACUUGGUCCAAAAAGCGGGACAAUGUAACAAAAGAAAUUGUGAAACUGCACCCAGAACAAGCAGAGUUCAUUGAAGGGAGUGAAACCGAGCAACCCAAAUAUGCCCACAGUACAACUGAGCUGGAAUAUGAAGAUAGGACGCACAGUGUUACCAGUGUUUUGCAUUUUAUACCAACCAUUAAUGAAGACCAUGGAGCAGUAUAUAUUUGUGAAGUAACACAUCCAGCCACAGCUUCAAAAAUAUGUAAAGAGGUUAAUUUAAAUAUAAAAGCUAUCCCAAAAUGUGAUGAUAUAAAACUGUCACCAGAAAUUCCAAUUGUAGAUGAACCUGCAUAUGCAUCUUGUAGAAUAUAUUCCUUCUUUCCAAAAAUUAUUAAAGUUAUUUGGAAAAAGGAUGGUAUCUUACUGAAGACAACGAAUGCUGAUUCUGAAGUGGUCUUCGGAGAGGAUGGCCUUUGUAAUUUCAUAAGUCGUUUGAGAUUUGUUCCUGUUAGGGAAGAUAUCGGGAAAAUGUUAACUUGUGAAUUCCAACAUGAAAGUAUCAGAGAGUGCAGAAAAACUGAUUAUGCACUGAUUCCUUUGGUAUCUCCUCCAUUAGUAGGAUACAUAAGAUGUGAACCAGAAUUCCCAGAGGCAGGAAAAGAAGCAACGAUUGUAUGCAACGCAUAUGGCUUCUUUCCAAAAGAAACAAUGUUCAUGUGGUUUAAAAAUGAUGAGAGAACUGAUGAUCCAGGAAUCACUUCUACCGACCCCCAGUUAGAUGAAGCGACUGGCUUCUUCUACCGUGAAAGUCGAUGGAAAUUGUUAAUUAAGCCAGAAUAUCAUCAGAUGGAAUUCAAAGUUGAGGUUCUUCAUUUCCCAACUUCACACAAGCCUUCAAGGUCCAGUUUCAUCUUGUGUCUUGGAGGCCACAGCGAGAAGAUGUGAAAUGUGGACCCCGUCUGAUACUGUUAUCGACUCGUGUCGCUGAUGACUGUUUAUGUUGAAGAAGAUAGAACUGCAUAAUUUUCAGACCCGAUACUGCAUCACCCUCUUAACUUGAACUUGAAAGACACUCACUUGACCGGUCAGUCAGAUCCAACUGACUUAUGAUAUUGCUUUUGAAAGACUGCAGGUGAUUCCAGACAAUGCAGGAAAGGUAGAGCCCUGGGGUUAUAGAGGGUAAAAUUAAGGGGAGCUGUUUUGCUAACUGAACCCUGAAAGGUAGGCGACAUACAUGGAUAAUUAAAAAAGGGCAAGGGUAUGUCUUCUGUGUGAAUACUGUUGGAAGCAUUUCAAGGAAGGAUCUAAAGUUAACAAUUUUAUUUGGUUCCUGAGACAGGUGACAAACAAGGACAUAUAGGAAAAGACAGGAGAUCCCGGGACAAAAACCCACCCCAACCCUAACUAUGACAAACCCACCUGAGAAUUAUGUGACAUUAUGUUGGCCUAGAUAGCGGAGUGAAUUCCACUCAGGUAACUACAUGUGCAUAAGAGGAGAAAAGAUGAACUCAGACAUUCAAAAUUGGGACAUAGUAAAAGAGCAACCCCUGAAAUGGCUUGUGAACCAGAUUCCUGGUACUCCAGGAAGCCCAAACAAGGUAAACACACCCCCAUCGUGUGAAGGAGACUUGCUCUAUGCAAUCCCAAUCAUGAUCAUACCUGUAUGCCUGGAAACCCACAGUUAUUGGCAUAGUGGGCUGCUCCACAGUAUGUUUUAGAAGACUUUAUCACAUUGUCGCACUUAAACCACCCUUUCUAGUUAAUGGACUUGGAAAAAGUGUUGCAAAGGUAGAGUGUCCCAAACACUGACAGGGUCCUGGCAGUGGUUUAGUUGUCAUUCCUUGCAACACAGUAUUGUAUCACGAUGUACACCAUAAAGUGGUACCAGUAAUGAUCAAUCUAACUGAUAUGGGAUUACCAAAAUGGUGUAAACACAAGACCAGAACCUUGCAGGAAAGAAUGUUACAUCAGCUAAUUAAAGAAUUUUGGGAAAGAACAGGUACCAUGGUAGAUGAGGAAGAAAUCACUGAUUUGUUUAAGGCAUCAGAGACUAGUGCAGAACACAAAUGAGCCCAAGGUAUAAUCAAUAUAAUGAAGCAUUCAGCACAGGUGUGUUCAUAUUGAAUAGCUUGGGCCUGGCUGGCCUAGACUAUUCUGUAAGCACCAUUGGAAACAGAUUGAGAAAGAUAUUAACUAAAGCAAAUAAUAUAGAUCAGAAAGAACUUGCUGAGGGUCAGAUUAUGACGGUACAGCUAUGAUAUAGAAGGAGAGCUUGAGAAACGUGCCCACCAAAUAAAUAAGAUCUUGAGGUAAAAUCAGGAUGGAUUAUCAGAAGCAAUAGAAAAUGAUAGCUUCAUAGCUUGUGGUUCUUGGAUUGUAGAACAAAUUAGAGAGAACUUAAAAAUUCCAGAAGGGAAAUUACCUUCUUGGAUCACAGACAUGCACCUACAUGCCUGCUCUCAGACUCACUCAUGACGUCUGUAUAGCUAGAGCUUUAGUGCAGGUUAAACAUGGAUGCCACCUGAAGGAUGAGACAAACAUAAUUGGAAUAGUCCAUUAUUACCCCAUAUUGAAAACAAAUAAAAGAGCUAGUCCCUUGUUUAGGAUUGAGAACAUCAAAAUUAAAAACAAAGGUCACAUACUCUUGGACCAUCAGAAUCCAGAAAAUAUAGCCCUGAUAAAUGGAACAAUUUGGGUAGACCCUGACUUGAAAGGUUGUACCUACAGAGGUUAUAACUUGGUCUGCCCUUAUAACAUUUCUCACACAACACCAGCAUGUGGAUUUUCCUGGGACCAAAAAGACCCUAACUGCACCAUGAUGGCAACUGAGGAAAAGAAUUUCCUGUACAAGAGAAUUUCAGAUCAUAAAGAGAAAGCAAAAUACUAUAUAACCGCUACCUCAGAGGAUAUCAAUAUAGUAAUCUGGCUUGCCCCACUGACUCAGGUAUCUUUUGAUUGACCCAUGCCCCAUCCGUACUGAUGAGUUUUACACAGCCUGUACAACCACCGGCAGUUGGACAUCACUGUUUGGCAUGAUGUGCAGGCACAGUUACAUGAGUACUUUAGCAGAUUUUGAUAUAUUUUUCCCAUUGCCUAAACACCUGGUGGAACUGAUACAAAGGAUUAAUUCCUCCAACUGACAUUUUUAUCUAGGUAGAUAAUAUCACCAACUUUAACACCUAUGUGUUCUUUUGUUCUGUUGUUUGUGCCAUCUUUUGAUGAUCUGCUUCUAUCACUGCUUGUUUGUCCCUACAACCACACCA
Carcharodon carcharias (great white shark) is the source of this 4762-nucleotide messenger RNA. RefSeq lists its product as uncharacterized. The record is from RefSeq and is a predicted model, not a curated record. The coding region runs from base 99 to 2444 and encodes 781 amino acids. Lineage: Eukaryota; Metazoa; Chordata; Chondrichthyes; Lamniformes; Lamnidae. The transcript is spliced from 9 exons.